ACGAAAAAACCAACAAACUUGGGAAGCAGGAACUUUUGAUCAGUCGGAUUUUCAUAACGAGCACAAGAAGUAACGGAACCAAUCCAGCUCUCUAAAAAAGAAGAAGAAAUCGAAGAAUCAUCGACUGUUUUUGUAUAUAUAAUCACAUACCUUUACUUCUGCAUCAUAUAAAGGGAGGGAAUUGGGGAGACAGAGAGGGAGGAAUGGGAGGGGAAGAGGAAGGAAAGAAGAGGGUGGUGAUGGAGUCGCUAGGAUGGCUAACGGAAUCAUCUAUAAUGCCUAAGAAGCACCGCGCUAUCGAGGGGGUCGGUGCUUCCUCCAUUUUGGAGCUCAAGGCCCAGUUAUAUCAGUCCCAACUUGACUUCAAAAAGUCCAAAGAACUCGCGGGUCCUGAUAUCCAAUUCCACCGCGCCAAAGCCAAGAUCACUACACCUGAUACCUUCUCCCAGAAGAACUCCGGCGUCGAAGCUCGUGCUCACAAGGACAAGCUUGAGCUUAAAGCAGUUAAUGAUGGGUCAGCUAGUUAUGCAGCAUUGGAGAAGAAGGCUGAGUUAUACGAAAAGCUUGUAAGGGGGGAGCUGUCUGAUGAGGAGGAUGAAGAGAAAUAUUGUGUUGAUUUCUUCCGCAAGGGUCUUGAGCAGGAUGAAUCACAACAGUCACAAGCACAUGAUAUUUCAGUAUCAGAACCACCUGUAGAUGAAGAUGGUGAGAAUACUGCUUUUUUAUUCGACAAAAAAUUUGUGGGACCUGGGAGGACUACUGGAACAGUGGACAACAAUGAACACAAGCGUUUGGUGAGGGAAGUUCACGAAGAAGCAAAUCAAGCAAGAGAAAAAGUGUCAGAGCUGAAACUGCACAGGCAGGAACAAGCAGCGGCACGGCGUGAGAAACUGCGACAGGCGUACCUUCGUAAACAGCUGGAGAAGCUGAAAGCUACAUCCAACCCAGAGCAAACAUGACAAAAAGGAAUUUGAUGAUAGAGAAUAGAAUAGAAAAUUGUUUGAAUUUUCAAGCCUAACAAGGGAAGAAAAGAGGGGGCUUGAGCUUGUAAUUGUGUAUUUGUGAUUUAUGUAAUUCAGAGUCCUUUAAGUAAAUUUGCACCUGGUUUUUCUUUUUUCUCAAUAAAUGAGCUUUUGAAUUUUUGGCA
This is a messenger RNA of Carica papaya (papaya), 1147 nucleotides long. RefSeq lists its product as uncharacterized. Gene Ontology annotation, cellular component: nucleus. Lineage: Eukaryota; Viridiplantae; Streptophyta; Magnoliopsida; Brassicales; Caricaceae. The record is from RefSeq and is a predicted model, not a curated record.